AUCCAAAAAUUAAAAACAAAAUUCCUCUUAAAAAAACCUCAGCUCUUUCUCAAUUUCUCCAUACCUAUUCGAAUCUCAUCCAUGGCCACAUCUCAAACCAAUUACACACCGCUACGUACCCACAAAAAAGGCAUCUGCGCCAUCGUCGGCGUGGGCCCGAAGCUCGGGCGGUCGAUUGCCCGUAAAUUCUCUAAAGAAGGCCACACGAUAGCCAUUCUCUCCCGAGACUUGCUUCAUGCGAGCUCCGGCCAGCUGUCGGCGUAUGCGGAGGAGCUGGCGGCCGAGGCUCGGGCCCCCGUUUACGCCAUACGGAUCGACUGCUCGUCGGCUAAGAGCAUACAUGACGCGUUUGAGGCCGUCCUCUCGUUGGGAUUCGUGGAGGUUUUAGUGUACAAUGCACACGACCCCGUGUUGUUGGACUCUACUCUGUCGGCCGAUAUAAGCUUCCAACGAUUCGAAAAGACUUUGUCCGUCUCUGUCUCUGGCGCCUUCCUCUGCGCCCAAAAGGUCCUCCAUUUAAUGGUGUUGCCGAAGAUGGUGCAGAAGGGACGGGGAACGAUAUUGUUCUCCGGGUGCACGGCCUCAGUGGAAGGCAUUGCCGGCUUUGCCGAUCUCUGUGCGGCGAAAUUUGGGAUGAGGGGUUUAGCCCACUCGCUGGCACGAGAUCGACUUAGUGAUCCCGGAGAGUCGACCCGUAGCGUACGACAAAGGACAAUUUCUCCACCUCCAUCGACCUCAAAGCAACCAUCGGCGGAGCCUCCACCCACGCCACAUCAGCAACAACAGGCAGACGAGUCGUCCUCGUCAUCAUGUUCUUCCGUGGGUGACAAUCAAGUCAGGCACGAAGGAAUUGGGCCAGGGUUGAUGGACCCAGAUAUUUUGGCCCAAGCUUAUUGGUAUUUGCACAGUCAAGAAAAGUCCAUAUGGAGCUAUGAACUUAACCUUGGUCAAGGUGGACCUGAGUUCUUUUGAAGUCGGUUUUCUUU
Messenger RNA from Striga asiatica, 986 nucleotides. NCBI's taxonomy places the organism in Eukaryota, Viridiplantae, Streptophyta, Magnoliopsida, Lamiales, Orobanchaceae. The record is from the annotation of a GenBank genome assembly.